UCUUUUGAUGCCAGUUUUAUUUAUUCAGCCCAUAUUCACAGUAUACAUAUGUAAGUAGAUCCCAACUGGUUCAAGUGUGCCGCCACAUACAAAUUUCCCAACCUGAGACCGCAAAUGGAGUAGCCUGAGCCCGCAUCACGGUCGAGAUUGGGUAUGGCCACAGUUAGCAAGAGUGGGAGACUCCGACUCCGACUCCGACUCCGACUGAGCAUGCUACGUGUUGCAUGUUUCAUAGUCGCUCGUGCCAGGCCGCCUGGUCAGCUGCAGCGGCAUUGAUUGACACCUUUUAACUACCGUGACGCAAUGAGAAGAAACAGCCACAAAGCCACAACAGCAACAGAAGCAUUUCUCGAUGUUCAUUUAUUCGGUUUGGCAGCCAAGUGACAUAUUUCCACAGGCUUGCCGGCUUACCGGCUUGCCGGCUUGCUCCUCAAACGCGGCCACCCACCCAGAUCCCGAUUCGCGCCGCAAGAGAGAAAUCAAAUUUUCCUGAAAAUUGAAUUUCCUUUCGUGGCUCACUGAUUAUCUAUAAUUAUAAUUGUCAGUCGCAAGCACAGGCACGGGCAGAGAAAAAAAGGAAAAUUGCUCAACCAUACUUAUGCAAUGGUGACCUGAGUUGGAUCGGAUUGGCUGGGAUUGGCUGGGAUUGGAUUGGAGUAACGCCGGUGGACCACGCCCAGAGCUGAGAGCCCUCCUGCUGUGUGCUAUGAGUCUUGGCUUUGCACGUCGCCUAUUUAGUUAGCAUAAUUUGCUCUAUAAUUGUCACUGAUACUACCUGAAGAAUGUAACCCGUUCCCGAUCCCGAUCCCGAUCUCGUUCCCGUUCCCGUUCCCGGCUUAACUGGUUACGAUACCAACUCAGUGCUCAGUGCACUGUCAACACUAUUUCGCCCGAAGCCGAUUGGCAUAUGAAAUGCGGGUAAUUUCCAAUUACGAAAGCCAGCUACACCCACCAUGGAGGCGAGACGCCCCCUGCAUCAAGAUCGACUAAUUACGAUCGGUCCGAUCGCCCCAUAGAACCAUGUCGUAUCAUGUCGUAUGCCACACAACAGUCCCGAUAAGAUAUACAUAAGCAGGAAGCCAAUGCAGUGUGAAAGGGGAUGAAAGGCCAAACACUUACCAGCGGAAUGCUUACCAAUCUACUGAUCGUACUGGGAAAUGGUAUUGGUUGGGAUAUACAUAUACCAUUGCGAUCAGCGGUCGCAGCAGCAACCAAAGGUACGGUUCAUACUCGAAACAGCACCGAUAUUGAGCUGGAAAUUCGCCCGGCUCUUUGGCGGCAACUACGAGUGUACUCGUACUCGCAUAUGCAAACCGAGUCUCCGAGUCAGAGCCACGAACGAUCGACUGGGGAAACCGCACUGGGGAAACCGCACUGGGGAAACCGCACUGGGGAAACCGUACUGGGGCGCCGCAUAUCCAAGCAUCAGCAGUUGCUAGACGCCUGCUGUAGUGGGGCACUGCAGCGAAGUUCGCCCCCACAGUGACGCCCCCUGGUGCAAUGUUUCCGUCGUCACCGUCACCGACACUCGUAGAGCAGGAGGGGAUGUACAUAUAUUGUGUUUGAUGGAUGCAUGUCGAAGGAAUGCAUUCUAUUUACAAUAUAUCACACAAAAGUCAGGCUAUCGGACUAUUACUAAAACUAAAAUAAAGCAACAGAAACCGAAACCGAAACCGAAACCUAUUGGAAAUUC
Drosophila pseudoobscura is the source of this 1693-nucleotide messenger RNA. RefSeq lists its product as uncharacterized. The record is from RefSeq and is a predicted model, not a curated record. Lineage: Eukaryota; Metazoa; Arthropoda; Insecta; Diptera; Drosophilidae. The transcript is spliced from 2 exons. Bases 1100 to 1486 code for a protein of 128 amino acids.